Molecule: messenger RNA, 1524 nt
Organism: Didymosphaeria variabile
Lineage: Eukaryota; Fungi; Ascomycota; Dothideomycetes; Pleosporales; Didymosphaeriaceae
Exons: 2
Coding region: 1-1524 (507 amino acids)
Source: RefSeq, a predicted model, not a curated record
AUGAGGUAUUUACAGAUUCCUGCGGGCAAUUGUCAGGCCAUCGGAGAGUGUGGCCGACGCUGCGAUCGUCUUGCAAAUGCCAAUCCGCCUUUUCACUUCUGCGACUGGCAUGCGAAUGGUACCGACACACUUCCCUGCUAUCUCCUGGGCCUUCCCGCGGAGCUUCGAGAUAUGAUUUGGCGACACGUUUUACCGGAGACCAUAUCUGGCAAGCUUACCUGCCAAUCAUACCGGAGAGGAAUGGAGGGAAAGAAAGCAAAUAAAUUCUCGCUCUUGUUCGUGAACCUACAGAUCAGCAAAGAAGUUUUAGCAGUUGCGUACGAGCAAGUUCCUUUCGAAGUGGACGUCGACGAAUAUCGAACAAUCUUUUGCGGCAAUCAUUUGGAGUCACCUUCUCCCUGGCAAAGGGCAAGAUCAGUUGAAGGUUCCAUUUUCGACCUGGCUGUCACAGGCCGGCUACUACCAGUGCUCAAGCGUGUUCGCAACUUCAGGAUCACAGUCACUUUAGGUAGUCACCAAGAAACUCCCCGUGGAUGUUCAAUUUAUCGUAACCGACAAUCUAUCACAGUAGAAGAUUACCACGUCUUCCAUACUCGCGAGAGGUUGAGGAAGUUCAUCGAUCUUAUCAGGCCGGGAGAUAGCGCGCCCAGGCACGCGGAUAGCGGCAACUUUAAACUUCGAGGCCUCGAUCUACUGCUACAGUUCGGGGAGCAAUACAAUUGGGGAUUUCACGAGGUACUGAGUAUGGUGAUCAUGGCGGCAGAGCCCUUCAAGGCUCUAGGCAAUGUUCAAAAGCCGGCUCUUCAUGAUAUUGUAUCUUUGCCAUCCAACCCCGCCCGACCCGAUUCUGAUGCGGAUGCCUUCAAAACCGAAUACCAAGCCUACAAAUUGGAAUGGCAGAAAUCAAUGAUGCAAAUAUCCGGAGAAGCCCCUGCGAGCUCCUUGGGGUUUUCACAAAGCAAAAUAGACAAGAUAAGGAAGGAAUUGCGAAAAGUCGAACAGUUCAUCUCGCUCCUACUGAAGCAGAAUUUCACCGGGACCUACGGGCACGAUAUGUGGGAUGAUCUCGGUGACCAGCCAUUUAGCAACAUUGCCCGAGUCCUUCAUCUAGCUCGGGUGGCCAGUGAACAACUUGAUGUGGACAGACUUGCCAAAAUUCGAGAGGUUCUGUUACAACGCUGGAUCGACUACCAGGGGAAGCAAGAACAGAAAUCCAAUGCCUUGUCCGAGUCCUUGUUGGACAUGUUCCAGGGCAACAAGAAACCCAAGGCGUUUCGUGAGCAGCGAGAGAAGUUGACUGCUACGAAAUGGGAGCCCCGAGACAUAGACUUCGACUGGGAAUGGCCGGAGCUUGAUGCCGGUCGUUUCGUUGGAAACAGGAUUUCACCCGAAAUCCCACCGGAUGUGACGGUCACGGAAGAUAGGCAGUAUCGUCACUUCUCCAGGGAUGGGAGACAAUGGGCAGUCCUCAAGACUCCACUAUUUGUAAGAAACAAACCUACUCGAACCAAGCCACUCGAUUAA